AUGGAGCAGGAGGUGGGUGCGAGUGUGAAGAUCCAGGCAGCCACGCAGGUCCUAGGCGCCACAGACCUCAGGGACCCCACGUGCCACGAACGUUGGGGAAAGGGGCGGGGCCUGACUCGCGGCCUCAUUUCCUCCUCAGGACGCCAUUCGGGUGCGGGCUCCGUGAGGAAGGCCCGAGUGGACACGCAGGAGCCCGCAGUGGGCACCGGCGGAGCCGCGGGAGGAGGAGGAGGAGAAGAAGGAGAGCAUAGAGGGCAGAAUCGUCCUCGUGCUCCCGAAGACCAGCGCAGCCCCGGCCGUUCUUCAGCGGGCGAAGGCCGCAGUGACGACGAAGACGACGUCCGGGAGCCGCGCGGCGCUCAGGAUCCCGGUAACGAGGCUGCUGCGGGCGACCCCGACGAGGGAGGCCCUGUCCAGCAAGGGGGGCCUGGUGAAGGAGCAGCUGCUGCGCCCCAGGACGCUCAGGCACCACUCGCCUCCGGGCCCAGCGGAGCUGCUGUGAUGGCGAGGGGAAAUCGUCUCCUGGAGUUCUCUGUUACAGUGCCUUUCCGUUCCCCUCUGGAAGCACACAUGGCUCGCACGUCUUUGAUCUCAAAUGCUCAGCUCCAACAAAUGAUGGUUCAGCAGGAGUUCACAGUGGAUAACAGUACCCUGUCUGCUAGGUUGACGUCUGAAGACCCUAUUCUCUUCCGAAUUUCCAUUAACAUCUUCCAUGACCAGUUUUUCCUGGUGUUGAGGAACAUUCAGAAUCAAGAGUUAGUGGCAGAUGUAAAAUGA
Messenger RNA from Jaculus jaculus (lesser Egyptian jerboa), 777 nucleotides. RefSeq names its product cancer/testis antigen 1-like. The record is from RefSeq and is a predicted model, not a curated record. NCBI's taxonomy places the organism in Eukaryota, Metazoa, Chordata, Mammalia, Rodentia, Dipodidae. Bases 1 to 777 code for a protein of 258 amino acids. The transcript has 4 exons. Gene Ontology annotation, cellular component: EKC/KEOPS complex.